Messenger RNA from Acytostelium subglobosum LB1, 1134 nucleotides. RefSeq lists its product as hypothetical. The coding region runs from base 1 to 1134 and encodes 377 amino acids. The record is from RefSeq and is a predicted model, not a curated record. NCBI's taxonomy places the organism in Eukaryota, Evosea, Eumycetozoa, Acytosteliales, Acytosteliaceae. Gene Ontology annotation, molecular function: ubiquitin protein ligase activity. Gene Ontology annotation, biological process: protein monoubiquitination; mRNA processing; protein polyubiquitination. The transcript has 2 exons.
AUGGACAGAGAUAAUAAUAAUACAACAUCAACAACAACACAACAAUCAAAGACAGAAGAGCCUAGUUCAAUAACGACCGUAUCAUCAACAUCAUCAACAACCUUAGAUUCAUCAGCAGAUACCUGUCCAAUAUGCCUAUGUGAUGUCGAUAAUCUUACAUUCUUGGAUGUUUGCUUUCAUCACUUCUGUUUCGUAUGUAUACUCCAAUGGUCGGAACUGUCUUUAAAGUGUCCACUCUGCAAGACGACCUACGAAUCACUCAUACAUGACGUCAAGUCCAACAAAGAUUAUAAACGUCAUGUAUUUGAAGUGGAGCCCAAACGUGUCAGUAGAAAACUGACGACUGCAUCACCUUCAAUAUCAGCAGCAGCAGCAUCUCAGCAACAAAGAAGCAGUAGACCAGUGUUCUUUCUUCCCAGUGCUUCAGAGACGUACUCUGAUUCGUACGCCUUUAGGAGGAGCGUGUACGCCCGUAGGAUAAGAGCCAUUCCUAUGGUACCACCGUUCAGAUUGUAUCUGAGUCCACAGCAGAUAAAUUCAUCGUUCAGUUACUGGAAGUCUCGAUUGCAGCCAUGGAUACAACGAGAGCUAAAGUCCAUUCUUCAGACAAACACUGGCAUCGAUAUUCUGGAGGAGCUAUUGUUCUCCCUACUCCGUAAAUAUCGUCAUGACUCCACAGAGAUGCUAAACACCCUUAGGAGAUUCCUACAUGAUAAGACUGAGCUCUUUGUCCAUGAGAUGCUCUGCUAUGCAUGCUCACCAUACAACAUCACCACUUAUGAUCAAAGAGUGAUGUAUGAUCAUUCAAACUCUCUUGAACAACAACAACAACCGCAGCAGCAACAACAAAAAGAGGAAGAUGGACGAUCUAAAGUAUCAACAAAACCCUUAACUGAUAUUCUAAGACAUACAGUUACUGGACAUAUAUCACCAAUACUUAUCAGCUGCAUACAACAAAAGGAAGAGGAGGACAUAGAGAGGUUGAGAUUGGAAAGAAUCAAGUCUAUUGUACAAGAGAAGUGGAACAUAGAGCCAGAUUGGCAACAUCUUGGAGGCCAAGAUUCUAAUGUAGAGUUAAUCCGCAACAUGGAGCGAUACGUACAUAGAUUGAAUGAACAGAAUAAUACACCUUAA